Lithohypha guttulata is the source of this 1539-nucleotide messenger RNA. It is a transcript of the gene NFS1, whose product is annotated as cysteine desulfurase. Gene Ontology annotation, biological process: [2Fe-2S] cluster assembly. Bases 1 to 1539 code for a protein of 512 amino acids. Lineage: Eukaryota; Fungi; Ascomycota; Eurotiomycetes; Chaetothyriales; Trichomeriaceae. Gene Ontology annotation, cellular component: mitochondrion; cytosol; nucleus. The transcript has 2 exons. Gene Ontology annotation, molecular function: pyridoxal phosphate binding; cysteine desulfurase activity. The record is from RefSeq and is a predicted model, not a curated record.
AUGUCUGGAUCAGCUAAAAUAGCAGUGAGGCAUGCCUCCAGAUUAUGCUCUCGGCGAGCAUCUUCCUCAAUCCAUACAUCCCAACUCCGACCAGCACAACGAUCAAGCCUCAUUGUCGGCCAAAGACGCAGUUAUGUUUCACAGUCCAAGCCACAAAAUGCACAAGUACAAGAUAUUGAGUCAGCUAUCAGAGUAGAUCAGAAAAAGUUCGUUCAGCAGAGUGGCCAAUCACCCUCACAGUCAUCGUUGUCGGGUGGCCUGUCUGGCGACAUAGCUAUGAGCCCUACUGCCGGGAUUCUUGGACAGGCGACCAUCAUGGACCAAGGCACAAGACCAAUCUAUUUAGACGCACAAGCGACGACUCCCGUCGACCCACGAGUCUUAGACGCGAUGAUGCCCUACCUCACCGGCAUGUACGGAAACCCCCAUUCGAGGACUCACGCGUACGGCUGGGAAUCAGAAAAGGCGGCAGACCAAGCAAGAGAGCAUGUGGCAAAGCUCAUCGGAGCUGACCCAAAAGAGAUCAUUUUCACAAGCGGCGCUACUGAGAGCAACAAUAUGAGCAUAAAGGGUGUCGCUCGUUUCUUCGGUCGAGGUGGCAAGAAGAAGCAUAUCAUUACAUGCCAGACCGAACACAAGUGUGUCCUAGAUAGCUGCAGGCGUCUGCAAGACGACGGUUUCGAAGUCACAUAUCUUCCUGUCGGAAACAACGGCUUGGUCGAUAUGCAACAGCUCAAGGAUGCCAUUCGCCCAGAUACAAUGAUGGUCAGUAUCAUGACUGUCAACAACGAAAUCGGAGUCAUUCAGCCGAUGGAAGAGAUUGGCCAGUUGUGCCGGUCGAAGAAGAUCUAUUUCCACACCGACGGUGCCCAAGCAGUUGGCAAGAUUCCAAUAGACGUCAAUAAGUGGAAUGUGGAUCUUAUGUCGAUAUCGUCGCACAAGAUCUACGGACCAAAAGGCAUUGGCGCCUGCUACGUACGACGACGACCUCGUGUCAGAAUCGACCCUAUCAUCUCGGGUGGUGGUCAGGAAAGAGGUUUGCGAAGUGGCACUCUCGCGCCACAUCUUGUUGUCGGCUUUGGUGAGGCGUGCAAAAUUGCAAACGAAGAGAUGACUUAUGAUCACAAGCGCAUUUCAUCACUUUCAAAGCACCUUCUGGAUGGUCUGAUGGCUAUGGAGCACACGACACUGAACGGAGACAAGGAGAAACACUAUCCUGGCUGCGUCAAUGUUUCGUUUGCCUAUGUUGAGGGUGAGUCUCUGCUUAUGGCGUUGAAAGAUAUCGCUUUAUCGUCAGGUUCAGCUUGCACAUCUGCUUCUUUGGAGCCGUCGUAUGUCCUACGGGCACUUGGUAGCAGCGACGAGAGUGCACACAGCAGUAUAAGAUUCGGUAUUGGUCGAUUCACUACCAAAAGUGAGGUGGACUAUGUGCUCAAGGCUGUAAGCGAGCGAGUACAGUUCCUGCGGGAGCUAAGUCCUCUGUGGGAGCUUGUACAGGAGGGCGUCGAUCUGAAUACGAUCGAGUGGAGCCAGCAUUGA